AUGGCCAAAAGAAGAGUGAAGAAGCGCACCCAUGCUGGCGCAAAGCCUGCCGCUCCUGGUAUGGCCGCCGCGCUGGCCAGCGAGACAAAGGCCCCCAAGAGCAUGGUCAUCCGUAUCAACGCUGGUGAGGUCGGCCCAAGCAUAUCGCAGCUUGUCAGAGACACUCGUUUGAUGAUGGAGCCCGGUACCGCAAGUCGCCUGAAAGAGCGCAAGUCCAACAAGCUGCGCGACUUUGUCACCAUGGCUGGUCCUCUUGGUGUCUCUCACCUUAUGCUUUUCUCUCGCUCCGAUGCUGGAAACACGAACCUGCGCAUCUGCACCACUCCCAGAGGUCCCACAUUACAUUUCCGCGUUGAGAAGUACUCGCUCUGCAAGGACGUCCAAAAAAGCAUGCGUCGCCCAAAGGGUCAGAACGGUGCCGAAUACUUGACCUCGCCUCUUCUCGUCAUGAACAACUUCAUGCAAUCCGACAAGCUACAGGAUGCUGCCAAAGACACAAAGUCCGACUCGAAUCCCAUUCCCAAAAACCUCGAAUCCCUGACGACGACAAUCUUCCAAUCCCUCUUCGCUCCCAUUUCUCCUCACACCACGUCCCUCAAGACCAUCAAGCGUGUCAUGCUGCUCGAUCGCAAACCUGCAAACGAUCCCAACGACCCCCACGCAUUUGUGUUGCAAUUGCGCCACUACGCCAUCAACGCCGUGACCCCCAAGUCUGCCCUUCCGAAAGCCCUGCGCAAACUCGAGCAGGCCGACCACCUUAAGCGCGGUGACAGCUCUCGCCUUCCCAACCUUGGAGCCCUCGACGAUGUCGCAGACUACCUUUUGGACCCUACCGCUUCCGGUUUCACCACUGCCUCCGACACAGAAGCUGACACUGACGCCGAGAUCGAGGUUCUGGCCGUCGAGAACCGCAAAGCCAUGUCAAAAGAGGAACGUCAACGCAUCCGUGACGCUCAACGUGCCAAGGUCACGGGAGCCAACGCCGAAGGCACACAAAAGAAGGCUAUCAAACUGCAAGAGCUGGGUCCUCGCAUGACACUUCGUCUGACGAAGGUCGAGGAGGGUCUUUGUGGUGGCAAAGUCCUGUGGCAUGAGUACAUUAGCAAGAGCAAGGAAGAGCAGAAGCAGCAAGACAAGGCUUGGGAGAUCAAGAACAAGGAGAAGGCUGAGAGAAGACGCAUCCAAAAGGAGAACGUCGAGAGAAAGAAGAAGGAAAAGAAGGCUAGAGGCGAAGAGGUCGAUGACGAAGACGAAGAAAUGCUCGAUGACGAGGACUUCGACGACGAUGUCUGGCACGAAGACGCUGAUGCUGGUGCAGAUGAUGAUGACGAGGAAGGUGAGGAGGAAGAAUCAGAAGAUGACGAGGACGAGGACAUGGAGUAA
This is a messenger RNA of Aureobasidium melanogenum CBS 110374, 1383 nucleotides long. RefSeq names its product Brix-domain-containing protein. Gene Ontology annotation, biological process: ribosomal large subunit assembly; rRNA processing. The record is from RefSeq and is a predicted model, not a curated record. Gene Ontology annotation, molecular function: rRNA binding. Lineage: Eukaryota; Fungi; Ascomycota; Dothideomycetes; Dothideales; Saccotheciaceae. The coding region runs from base 1 to 1383 and encodes 460 amino acids. The transcript has 2 exons. Gene Ontology annotation, cellular component: preribosome, large subunit precursor.